GACUUAAAAGUUGGGAGAAGUUGGCAUUAUGAACGCAGACUUGACAUUGACCAGAGUGAUUCAGCAUUGGAAUUGAUAAAAAGUAGUUAUUUGCAUAUCACAAUCAAAUUAAACAACAGUGAAAAUGGCUUCAUUCAAGGAUUUAUCCAAAACUGCCCAAAUUCGCCUUGUUAGUUCCCACAACGAGGUUUAUGAACCAUGUGAUGAUUCUUUUGCACUUGUAGACGCUCUUCUAGCCGACCGCACUAACCUAUUGGAACAUCAUCCAGCACUGUGCAUGGAAAUAGGCUGUGGAAGUGGAUAUGUUAUUACUUCCCUGGCUCUUAUUCUUGGGCAGGAAGGUAGUGGUGUAAAUUACAUUGCAACUGAUAUCAACCCACAUGCAGUGAAAGUGACACGCGAGACAAUAGAAGCACAUGGAGUUGAUGCAGAGUUGAUAAUAACCGAUAUUGCAUCGGGACUUGAGAACCGACUAGCAGGGAUGAUUGAUGUAAUGGUUGUGAACCCUCCUUAUGUUCCUACACCUGAAGCCGAAGUCGGGUCUGAAGGGAUUACCGCUUCUUGGGCUGGUGGUGAGAAUGGAAGAAGCGUAAUUGAUAGAAUUUUGCCUGUUGCAGAUGCUCUAUUGUCGGAAAAAGGAUGGUUAUAUAUGGUCACUCUCACAGCAAAUAAUCCUUCUGAGAUUUGCCUUGAAAUGAGAAAGAAAGGAUACACUUCUAAGAUUGUUGUUCAAAGAUCAACAGAGGAAGAAAGUCUACAUAUUAUCAAAUUCUGGAGGGAUUUAGAUAAUGGAUUAGAUGAAAAUGGCCAAUCUACUUCUGGGUUCAUGGGAUCUUUGCUUUCACAAGUUCCUCUAAUCUCAUACUUGAGAGGCAACAAUAGUGACAACAAGUGUUGAAUCAGAAAGUAAUUGAUUGCACGUGUUUCUAGAUAUUUUUUUUUUUGUCUUGGCAACUGAUUAUGCUUUGUAUUGCCCUUGGUUAACAGAAUGCUUAUAUAUACAACCACCAAUCAUUACCUCACUUUGGGGUUUAGUUAGUUAUAUUGAAUUAUUAUUCUUGGUUGGUCAA
Messenger RNA from Medicago truncatula (barrel medic), 1070 nucleotides. Its product is annotated as methyltransferase N6AMT1. Gene Ontology annotation, cellular component: eRF1 methyltransferase complex. The record is from RefSeq and is a predicted model, not a curated record. The coding region runs from base 125 to 898 and encodes 257 amino acids. Gene Ontology annotation, molecular function: protein methyltransferase activity; S-adenosylmethionine-dependent methyltransferase activity; nucleic acid binding. Lineage: Eukaryota; Viridiplantae; Streptophyta; Magnoliopsida; Fabales; Fabaceae. Gene Ontology annotation, biological process: methylation. The transcript has 2 exons.